CCGGGCGGGGGCCCUACAAGACCCGAGCGGAGCGCCAUGGGCCGCGCGGGCUCGCACCCGGCCUCGGCGCCGCUGCUGCUGCUGCUGGUGCUGCUCCGGGCCGAGCGGCUGCCGGGCGCCGAGCUCACCUUCGAGCUGCCGGACAGCGCCAAGCAGUGCUUCCACGAGGAUGUGGAGCGGGGCGCCAGGUUCUCCCUGGACUACCAGGUCAUCACCGGAGGCCACUACGACGUGGAUUGCUACGUGGAGGACCCCCUGGGGAACACCAUCUACCAGGAGACCAAGAAGCAGUAUGACAGCUUCACGCACCGGGCUGAGGUCAAGGGUGUUUAUCAGUUUUGCUUCAGUAAUGAGUUUUCCACCUUCUCUCACAAGACCGUCUAUUUUGACUUUCAAGUGGGCGAUGAGCCCCCCAUUCUCCCAGACAUGGGGAACAGGGUCACAGCUCUCACCCAGAUGGAGUCCGCCUGUGUGACCAUCCACGAGGCCCUGAAGACGGUCAUUGACUCCCAGACACAUUACCGGCUCCGCGAGGCGCAGGACCGGGCCCGGGCCGAAGACCUCAGCAGCCGGGUGUCGUGCUGGUCCAUCGGCGAGGUGAUCGCCCUGCUGGUGGUCAGUUUCAGCCAGGUGCUGCUGCUGAAGGCCUUUUUCACGGAAAAGCGAGCCAGCCCCCGGGCGCUGCACUCCUAGGCCCUGGCUUCUGCCCCGGGGCCCC
This is a messenger RNA of Odobenus rosmarus divergens (Pacific walrus), 718 nucleotides long. It is a transcript of the gene TMED3, whose product is annotated as transmembrane emp24 protein transport domain containing 3. Gene Ontology annotation, biological process: endoplasmic reticulum to Golgi vesicle-mediated transport; intracellular protein transport; Golgi organization. The coding region runs from base 37 to 693 and encodes 218 amino acids. NCBI's taxonomy places the organism in Eukaryota, Metazoa, Chordata, Mammalia, Carnivora, Odobenidae. The transcript has 3 exons. The record is from RefSeq and is a predicted model, not a curated record. Gene Ontology annotation, cellular component: Golgi apparatus; COPII-coated ER to Golgi transport vesicle; COPI vesicle coat.